AUGUCAUUUUUAUAAGAGUUUAACAAAGUGAAAGUAAAAAUAUAUAUUAAAUCAGAAAUAAUAAGAUACUUUUGAGCUUUAGGAUCUUCGUAAAAAUGAUGGAGAGACUUAAAUAACUAAGAUGACUUAGAUGGCAUAAGCAAGAAUACUUAAUUUUGAAAAGUUCUAUCAUUAAUUAAAAGAUGAAGUAUUUUUUAUGGUUUUUAAAUAGAUUAUUGAUAAUAAAUCUUCAAAAGGAAUGGAUGAUAUGUAUUUGAUUGAAGAGAUUUUUAUUUAGACCAACUUUAGUAACAGAAGCAAAAAAUGAUUUAGAUGAAAUGCUAAAAAUAAUACAAUAGAUGCAAUCUAUUCAAUUAUUAAAAAGUCAGAGAAUGUAAAUAAUAUUUAUAAUUGAAAUAUAGUCACAAAGAUAACAAAAUGUAUAGAAGUUGAUUCAAGUAUUCUAAGAUUCAAAUAAAAAACUAAAAAAAUUAACUGAUCAGUUAUUAUCAAGAUAGAGGACAAGUUUAUAAUCUGCUAAACAAUCUUUUAAAGAUCAUCAUAAUGAUAAUUAAAUAGAUGUAUAAUUGUUAGAUGAAAUAUUAUAUGAUGAAUAAUUUAUAUAAAGAUGGAAUUAAUAGAUAAGUGAAAUGGGAUAGUAUUAUUAUUAUAGAUGUUAGAGUUAUAUAUUAAUUAAAUUAAAUGAUGACAGAUGGAGCUAAAAUGAUAAAAGAACAAGGAUUAAAAAUUGAUAUAAUAAGUUUAGAAGUGAAAAAUUCUAAAUAGAAAGUGAAAGAAGCUGAUAAAGAAGUGAAAAAAGCAUCCUAAGUUUAAUAAGGAAAUAAUGGAAGGAUGUAAUAUUGUUUAUAAAUUUAGGCUAUUCUUUUGUGGCAUAAUUACUUUGUUACAGAAAUUAUGAAAAAC
Molecule: messenger RNA, 903 nt
Organism: Paramecium pentaurelia
Lineage: Eukaryota; Ciliophora; Oligohymenophorea; Peniculida; Parameciidae
Source: the annotation of a GenBank genome assembly